GUGUUCACUGUUGCAGGAGCCAGGAUUCUCGGUGUAAAAGAUUUGCCGAACUCUAGAAUCUUCCUUAUCGACCGUGUUUUGUACGUGCCCCAAGGCGACAUCUAUACCUCAGUAGCAAAAUCCCCUGAAUUACAGAACCUAACUCGAUGUCUGCAGAAGACAGGGCUGGAUACCUUACUGAAAGGUCCUGGACCUCUUACUCUCUUUGCUCCCAAUGAUGCUGCAUUUGGAAACUUGCCAAGAAGAGAAUUGGAUCAAUUGUUGAACGAUCCCGGGAAACUUCGAGAUCUACUGAGAAGACACGUGGUUGGAGGAACGUUCUACACAGCAGGAUUGUCCAAUGGGAUGAAGUUAAAGGCGAUCGGUGGUAAUGACUUAGCAAUCGGAGAUGAGCCUGAUUGUACCACGGUAGAUGGCGUGAAGGUCAACUCUCCUGACAUCAACUGCAACAAUGGUGUUAUUCACAUGAUUAGCCACAUGCUUUAGAAAGGAUAUUUUAGUUUAAUCCUGAAGUAGCCAUUGUAGUAUAACAUAGGAGGAAUAAAUCACAU
Molecule: messenger RNA, 551 nt
Organism: Limulus polyphemus (Atlantic horseshoe crab)
Lineage: Eukaryota; Metazoa; Arthropoda; Merostomata; Xiphosura; Limulidae
Product: transforming growth factor-beta-induced protein ig-h3-like
Exons: 4
Biological process (GO): extracellular matrix organization; cell adhesion
Cellular component (GO): extracellular matrix
Molecular function (GO): cell adhesion molecule binding
Source: RefSeq, a predicted model, not a curated record